This is a messenger RNA of Peronospora matthiolae, 495 nucleotides long. The record is from the annotation of a GenBank genome assembly. NCBI's taxonomy places the organism in Eukaryota, Oomycota, Peronosporomycetes, Peronosporales, Peronosporaceae.
AUGAAGAACGCCCUUGCGCUCAAGUAUCUCGCAGAGAGCCUUGUGCUCCAGAUGGUGGAUAUCAACAAGGGUAUGAAGAGCAGUUAUCUCAUCCCGAGACCGAUCAACAAUCCCACGAGCUACCCUUAUCUCGUUACACAGAGAUGUCAAAGAUCUCUCGUUCUCAAGCUGAGCAAAAGCAAACUCAGCUCGAUGCUUCAAGACAGUUUCCGCCAGUUGAAGAGGCCUGUCCCGCUCAUGCUCGAGGUCGCCGUGCAACGCAAGGGGUUACGCGAUCAAAGAAGCUCUCGGGAACACACGGAUCCCCAUGAUCGUGUAGAGAGCGUCUUUCCUCCUCCUCCACCUCCAUUAGAGGACUCUCGCGGUGGCCAGCGCUAUCUGGUUAGAGCAGCUGUUGAACCACCGCGAUGUGAACGGACGUCGGACGAGUUAUCUCGUCCGGUGGCGCGGCUUAUCCCCCAUCCUAGGAUACUUGGGAGCCCCGCUCCCAACUGA